AUGUCUACAUCUCGGCAUGAAGAUAAACUUGUUGGUUAUGAUUUUGGAAAUGAAGAUACCUUACUAUGGGCAAUAAAAAAUUUGGAAAACGAGGUUAUGGUUAUUGGCUAUUCUAUGGAGUCUGUUAAAUUUUGGGAUCAAAAGUAUUAUUUAUUACUUUGGUCAUUUAAAAGUCAUACUGCGGGUGUUUUGUGUUUGUCUUCUAAUAAAGAAUAUUUUAUUUUCUCUGGAGUAGAUUGUAAAACAAUUAUGUAUCGUAUUAUAAACAAGGAAAAUCAACAAUGGGCAGAUGUUGGAUAUCGAUAUUCUUCUAACAAAAAAGUUAAAAAGCUUAAAGUUCAUUCUUUAGAAUUUAUUGGCGAAACUAUUUUAUUAUUUGAUCAAAGAUUAAAUUUUGUUAUUGCACAUUUAAAGCUUAUUUUUUGUAUAUAUGUUCAUCGAAGUUUAUAG
This is a messenger RNA of Pneumocystis murina B123, 450 nucleotides long. RefSeq lists its product as hypothetical. Gene Ontology annotation, molecular function: protein binding; RNA binding. The transcript is spliced from 4 exons. NCBI's taxonomy places the organism in Eukaryota, Fungi, Ascomycota, Pneumocystomycetes, Pneumocystales, Pneumocystaceae. The coding region runs from base 1 to 450 and encodes 149 amino acids. Gene Ontology annotation, biological process: maturation of SSU-rRNA from tricistronic rRNA transcript (SSU-rRNA, 5.8S rRNA, LSU-rRNA). Gene Ontology annotation, cellular component: small-subunit processome; t-UTP complex; 90S preribosome. The record is from RefSeq and is a predicted model, not a curated record.